Molecule: messenger RNA, 2855 nt
Organism: Phascolarctos cinereus (koala)
Lineage: Eukaryota; Metazoa; Chordata; Mammalia; Diprotodontia; Phascolarctidae
Gene: DCLK3
Product: doublecortin like kinase 3
Biological process (GO): intracellular signal transduction; protein phosphorylation
Molecular function (GO): ATP binding; protein kinase activity
Source: RefSeq, a predicted model, not a curated record
UUGGUUGCCCUCGGUCUGCCAGGAGGCAAGGAGGCUCAGCUCAUCCUCCUUCCCCUGGGCCCUGGAGGCGGCCAGCUCCUAGGUCCUAGGCCGUCGCCGCCCCCGCGCGCAUGUAGGCGUCCACCCGGAGCCCUCCCUCCUGGCUGGCAACUCUACGUCCCCUGCCUAGCAGCAGCCUUCCAGCCCGAAUCUCCUGUUGCAGGGAAGGGUCGCGCCAUGCCCGCGGCGCCGCCGCCGCCCCCGCUGCCUGCCCCGGGAUACCCUCCGGGAGUCGCCCCUCGGCCUGGUCCGGGACACCAAGGGGGCUUUGUCCAUUCUUUAAAGUACUUGAGCUCAAGAACGACAGAGAGACGGCUGCAGGGCUCAUGUGUGCCCAUUGGUCGAGGGGCCCACUGUGGGAAACCAGCCAUGGGGGUCCAGAAGUCUGUGUGCCCUGUGUUCAGCCCCCAGAGUGGCUUCCAUGCCAUCCAUGCGGAGAACAAUUCCAUGAAGCCUCGGGUGGUGACUGUGGUGAAGCCGGGGGGACAUCCCCUCAGGAAGAUCACCCUGAUGCUGAACAGGAGAUCAGUGCAGACCUUGGAGCAGCUGGUGGCAGACAUCUCAGAAGCCUUGGGCUUCCCUCGCUGGAAGAAUGACCGGGUGAGAAAACUGUACAGCCUGAAAGGCAAGGAAGUCAAGAGUGUGUCAGACUUCUUCCGGGAAGGAGACGCCUUCAUUGCUACGGGAAGAGAGCCGUUGACGCUGAAGAGCAUUCAGGCGGCCAUGGAGGAGCUGUCUACUGGCAAGCCCCGCACCCUCACACUAGUUCAGCACGGCUGGGCGCCAUCGCCACGGCCGAAAGGCAGGCUUUACAGCAAGGCCUUGAAAGCCGAGCAGCACCUAGGUGAAGCAGAGGUCGCCAAGAGCCGGAACCAGGCCUCCCUCCCCAAGGUGGGCACCAAGCCUGAGGGGAAAGCUCAGAUCCAGCCGGGCCCUGAGGAGAGGCUGCGGACCCAGAAGAAGUGGGUCCCUGAGAAACAUGGAAAGCCAGACAAGAAGGCUGGACAGGAGGAGAUCCAUUCCAAUGGAGAGAAGCACCGGGACAGCCAGGUGGAGAAGAGCUCUGGGGAGAUCACCAGGUGUGAGAAGUGUAAACAAGAGAGGGCCCUCCGUAGCACGCAGCAGCGGCCAAGGCUGGCAGAGCUCUCUCUGGGCAGCAGUGAGCUGGACCUGGGGAAGGACCCCAGGUAUAAUCCAGAAAGGAUGGUGAGAAUGAAGAGUUGCAGGGGACCACUGCGGAGGGCUUCUCCAGCUGGGGAGGAAGUCUGGGGAAGGGGGGAGAGCUGGAGGAAUAGCCCCAGGGCACCCAGCCUGGAGCUGGAAAGACCCAACAAAGUCAUGGAGAAGAAAGAGAGAAGGGGCUUGGAAGUCCACGAGCAUUCUGAGCCAGCUCCAGCACCAGCAGCAGCAGCAGCAGCAGCCAGAGUCAAGAGGGAAGCCAUGGAAGCUCAGCCCAACGCCGAGGGUGGGGUCAGAGAGCCAAAGAGAGACCCCAGGAGCAUCUCCAGAGCCAGACGGAAUGGCUGGCUGCUGCGUGAAUGCCAGGCCACUGCGGAGAGGCCCCCAAGAAGCCCUGAUGUGGAGAAGGAAGAGAGAGACGAGAAGGGCUGCCUCCCGGGAGGCAGGUGGAUGCCUCGUGGGGAGGGGGCCCUGAGCCGGGCAGACAAGGAGGUGAAGAUGGCCGCUGAGGAGCCCAAGCCGGGCCGAGUGGCGGGCAAGAAGCCGAGGCUGGCCGACACCAACAGGUCUGACGUGGAAGCUCAUUACCAGGUUGGCAAGGUCAUCGGGGAUGGGAACUUCGCGGUGGUCAAGGAGUGCAGGCACCUGCACAGCCAGCGGGACUAUGCCAUGAAGAUCAUCGACAAGUCCAAGCUGAAGGGCAAGGAGGACAUCGUGGACAGCGAGAUCUUCAUCAUCCGCAGCCUCUCUCAUCCCAACAUUGUGGAGCUGCACGAGGUCUACGAGACCGCCACUGAAAUCUACCUGAUCCUGGAAUAUGUGCGGGGGGGGGACCUCUUUGACGCCAUCGUUGAGAACGUGAAGUUCAGUGAGCACGAGGCCGCAUGCAUGAUCACAGACCUGUGCGAGGCGCUGGUGCACAUGCACGACCAGAAGAUCGUCCACCGAGACCUCAAGCCGGAAAAUCUCUUGGUCCAGCGAAAUGCAGACAAAUCCACCACCUUGAAGCUGGCUGACUUUGGCCUCGCCAAGCAUGUGGUCAAGCCCAUAUUUACCGUGUGUGGGACGCCCACCUAUGUGGCCCCAGAAAUUCUCUCGGAGAAAGGGUACGGGCUGGAGGUGGACAUGUGGGCAGCCGGCGUGAUUCUGUACAUCCUGCUGUGUGGCUUCCCUCCCUUCCGCAGCCGAGAGAGAGACCAGGAGGAGCUGUUCGCUAUCAUUCAGCAGGGCCACUUUGACUUCCUCAGCCCGUACUGGGACAACAUCUCAGAGGCUGCCAAGGAUCUGGUGCGCCAGCUGCUGCUGGUGGACCCCAAGAAGCGCUACACGGCCCACCAAGUUCUUGAGCAUCCAUGGAUCAAGGCUGCUAGGAAGGCGAGCCCUGUUAGCCUGCAGACAGACGUGACAGCAGCCAGUGAGCUCCCCUCUAGGAGUCAGGGCAAGAAUGCCUUGCAAGGAGAUACACAGGGGAGAGGGCCUGCCCUGUGUCUGUGAGCAGCCUCGAGGGCCUGCCCUUAGGGAAGCAGCAGACAAACCCACAAAGGCAGAGAUGGAUGAGGGGGAUUGUUGGGUAUUCGUGUAUGGAGAAAGAUAGACAAAAAAUGGUCAAAAAAAGGGAGAGAGGGAGGGAAAAAAGA